Messenger RNA from Candidozyma haemuli, 2886 nucleotides. RefSeq names its product Ngs1p (gene NGS1). Gene Ontology annotation, molecular function: hydrolase activity, hydrolyzing O-glycosyl compounds. Lineage: Eukaryota; Fungi; Ascomycota; Pichiomycetes; Serinales; Metschnikowiaceae. The record is from RefSeq and is a predicted model, not a curated record. The coding region runs from base 1 to 2886 and encodes 961 amino acids. Gene Ontology annotation, biological process: peptidoglycan turnover; carbohydrate metabolic process. The transcript has a single exon.
AUGAUACUUCUGCGAAAGAAUGCCCAUCUGGUGGAGCAGAUGUCGAAAUUAACCCGGGACUUGCAAUACAUCGCUUAUAAACAUGCUGGUUACAAAUACCCCUUGCUCUUUGCAGUGGAUAUGGAGGGCGGUAUGUUGAACUCGUUGUUUGACUCACAAAACUUGGUUCAGUACCCUGGUGCCAUGGCUUUAGCGGCUUCGGGUGAUCCCCAGCUAGCGUACGAAGUAUCCAAGGCGUUAGCAGAGGAGCUUCGGUAUAUUGGCUUUUCUAUCAUCUUGGGUCCAGUGCUUGAUGUGAUCACGAAACUCUCGCAUCAGCUUGUCCUGGUUCGGUCCUUUGGAACUACUAUAGAUGAAGUGACCAAGUACGGCAAGGCUGUGGCCAAGGGCCUCAAAGAUGGUGGUCUUAUUACAGUGGGUAAGCAUUUUCCAGGUAUAGGUAACGCAUCGGUUGACUCGUUGCUUGAGGUUCCUAUGAUGGCUGAUUCAUUAGAACAAAUCAGACGCUUCAACUCUGUGCCUUUCGUUGAGCUCAUCAAUGAAGGUUUAGUGGAUGGUAUCUCUGCUGCUGGCUGUGGAGUUCCUACCAUCUCUCCAGAUGAAACGCAUGCUUGUCUUCUGCCGGUGCUCAUAAAUCAGUUUCUUCGACAAGAGAUCGGGUUUGAUGGCUUCGUUAUCAGUGAAUGCUUAGAGAUGGAUGCCUUAUAUCAUUCUAUUGGUUUAGGCCAAGGCGUUAUGUUGGCUGUCUGUGCUGGGUGCGACCUAGUAAUGGUCUGUCACGAUUUCGAACUCCAGAUCGAGGCGAUUGAGUCGCUUUCGAUUGCCGUCAAUAACGGCACUUUGGAGGAACACAUGUAUACGCCGUCGUUAGCUCGAAUCGAAAAGCUUCAGAAAAUGCUACCGACGUGGGAUCAGAUCUUCCCCGAUGAUAACCCGCUAGAUCCUACCCUUUUUAGGCUAGCUCACCCGGAAACGUGGAAGCAACACAAAGCAUUAUCUGAAUAUGCAUACAGACGUUCUAUUACCCUUGUUAGAGACUAUGAGAGUGUCAUUCCAUUGACGCAAUUCCUUAAGCCCAAGGAACAGAAUAAUAUCUUGAUUCUUACUCCCUUGUUGAACCCGAUUUACCCGCAACUGGAAGACCCUUCGAAGAAAAACCUAUAUCCUGGAGAAUCCGUGUUUCUGAAAUUCGGCGAACACCUUUCUGAAUUUUCAGAUUCCGAAAACUUCAAUGUGCUCCAUACAACGUAUACUGCAAACGGACUCACAGCUCUUCAUGAAUCCUUAAUUGAACAUUCCCAGGCAGUGAUUGUUUUCACUUCUGAAGCUUCAAGAAACAUGUACCAAAUUGGUAUAGUCAAGUAUGUUUCCAUACUAUGCGGUGCUUCACCUCUGUCACUUUCCCAACAGUCCGGUCAAGCACAUUUGUCAAAACCAUUGGUCAUUGUGGCCACACUGUCGCCAUAUGAUUUCUACUACAACAAAAGUAUUGGAUCUGCUUAUUUAUGCUGUUACGAUUACACAGAAAAUGUUCUCAAAGAACUCGUUGGUGUCUUGAUGGGCACCUAUCCGGCUCAAGGAUGUGUACCUGGAGAGAAGAAGUUUGUGGCCGACAGAAGCAGAAAGAGAAGAAUUGCUCUGAGUCCUGGAAAGCUGCCUGAAAAGCCUCGCAGAUCUGUACCACCUAAACGAAAAUGGCUUGUCGAUGACUUUGACUGUCACAGAGAUUGGCGUGGCCUCCUAAAACUAUUCAAAGGAAACCAGCCAAACUUCAGCGAGUCGACUUUCAGACUACUUGUGUCAUUCCUACAUUCAACUUCUGCAACCCAGCGUCAUUUUGUUAUAAGAAACUCGAGUCUUAAUAUCCUUUAUGGAGUUGUGAUAACGUGGGUGCAAGACAUUGGCUCAAAAGAUUUCCCAGAUGAGGAUAAGACAGGAAGUAUAGUUUACUUGUUGGUUGACAAGAGUAAGCGUUUACAACUGAUUGGAAAGAACUUGCAUCUCAGGGCAAUGCGCUACUUACUUAAAGAACAGCAUUGUACAACGGUGACUUUAGGUUGCCUGUUUCCAAUGCCAGUGUUCUUUGAAGAAGGAUUCGAAGACAGGAAUCUGUCAUUCCUCCAUAAUGUUGGCUGGGAUGUUACCGAACAAACGAAACUGUGGCCCAACCAUAUUAUGGUCCUCAAUGAACUCUCAUCAUGGUCUGUACCACAGAAGAUCUUCCGUGAGUUGAUGAUUGUUGGUGUUCGGUUCGAUAUUUGUCUGCAGAUGGAUAAGCUUGAGGCUUUGGUUCUGCGGGCUACAGAAUAUGACGCUCAAGAGAAGGCCCUGCCGGUGUCUACAUCUACUACCAAUACUCCGGAUCUGAAUCCAACCGUUACAGAUGUGAAGACGCAUAACAGAUGGCUACGAGAACUCUACCGUGAAGCAAUGCAUUGCAAUGACAAUAAUUCGGCGUUUGAGGCAAAGAUCAUCAUAGCUCUUGAACCCAGCAAUCAGAAUGUCAUUGGUGGUAUUAUACUUUUCACGAACAAGAGUAAUCUUGCCAAAUACUAUCCGUUCGUGGAAGAGGCGUGUCUCGGAACAGGAACUUACAGGAAAGAGGCAUUGGUGGGAGGAAUUGUUGGACCGGUAAUUGAUCCGAGCUACUCCAACCUUACUGAGAUUUUCAAGUUUGGUCUCAUAUGUUCGGCGGUGACGUAUCUCAAGUCCAAUUACUGCGAUAUCAACUCUGCUAACAGCAUGAACUCAUGUAUGAUGGUUGAAGUGAUGGACGGGAAAUCAUUCAACGGGAUCAAAGCAAUUGGAUUCGAACCAUGGAGACAGUACCACCUGUAUUAUGAUAGACAGAGGGAAGAGCUUAUCAAUCUUAAGGAAACGAACUAA